Messenger RNA from Entrophospora sp. SA101, 343 nucleotides. NCBI's taxonomy places the organism in Eukaryota, Fungi, Glomeromycota, Glomeromycetes, Entrophosporales, Entrophosporaceae. The record is from the annotation of a GenBank genome assembly.
AUGGAAAAGCCAAAUUAUGAAAUUGUACUAUUAACUUCAACAAAAAUUAUCAUUCCAUCAAUAUUAGUAACUGAUCUCAAAAAAAUUAGAAAUGCAAUUUCAAAUCUUUAUGAACAUGAUGUUGAUAAUUUGCUGAAAACAAUUAGUUUGUCAGUUGACAGGGAAAAGUUAUCUAAAGAUCAUUUCUUAGCCAAUGGAAUUUUAUAUUAUGAAAAUUUGAAAGAAAAUAAUAGCAUCAUUUAUGAUUCCUUGGAUUUGGAUAAAAAAAUAAUUGAUGCUGCUGAAAAAAAAUUUAUAUCAUCUUUUCUUGAAAAUUCAGAAACAGCUACCUGUGAUAUAUAUG